AUGUCUACCUUUCUCUCUCUCUCUGUCAGAGUCUAUUCGUGGCUAUCUCUCUCUCUCUGUCAGAGUCUAUUCGUGGCUAUCUCUCUCUCUCAGAGUCUAUUCGUGGCUAUCUCUCUCUCUCUCUCAGAGUCUAUUCAUGGCUAUCUCUCUCUCUCAGAGUCUAUUCAUGGCUAUCUCUCUCUGUCAGAGUCUAUUCAUGGCUCUCUCUCUCUCUCUCUCUCUCUGUCAGAGUCUAUUCAUGGCUAUCUCUCUCUCUCUCUCUGUCAGAGUCUAUUCAUGGCUAUCUCUCUCUCCCUGUGUCAGAGUCUAUUCAUGGCUAUCUCUCUCUCCCUGUGUCAGAGUCUAUUCAUGGCUAUCUCUCUCUCCCUGUGUCAGAGUCUAUUCAUGGCUAUCUCUCUCUCUCUCUCUGUCAAAGUCUAUUCAUUGCUACUUUUCUUUCUCUGCCCAACUAUCUCAACCAUCAGGUAA
This is a messenger RNA of Acanthosepion pharaonis, 468 nucleotides long. NCBI's taxonomy places the organism in Eukaryota, Metazoa, Mollusca, Cephalopoda, Sepiida, Sepiidae. The record is from the annotation of a GenBank genome assembly.